Molecule: messenger RNA, 1879 nt
Organism: Sphaeramia orbicularis (orbiculate cardinalfish)
Lineage: Eukaryota; Metazoa; Chordata; Actinopteri; Kurtiformes; Apogonidae
Gene: chst1
Product: carbohydrate (keratan sulfate Gal-6) sulfotransferase 1
Exons: 2
Coding region: 382-1674 (430 amino acids)
Biological process (GO): N-acetylglucosamine metabolic process; carbohydrate metabolic process; keratan sulfate proteoglycan metabolic process
Cellular component (GO): Golgi membrane
Molecular function (GO): keratan sulfotransferase activity; N-acetylglucosamine 6-O-sulfotransferase activity
Source: RefSeq, a predicted model, not a curated record
UCUUCUUCUCCGCUCGGUGCGUCGUCCGUUCGUCCUGUUGGUCAGUCCGCGUAAAUAACGACGCCACUCCAACGCGGGCACGUUUUCCUCCUGUGUUCCCCCUCCACACACACACACACACACGCACAGCUCUUCUUCUUCUUCUUCAUCAUAUGGAACCCACGGAUCUGCCAGGCGCGUGUAUUUUCUCCCCACUGUGUCCGUGAAGAGGAGGAGGAGGAGGAGGAGGAAGGAGCGCACGCACGGUGGAGCAGCUGAACUGAAGGAAAGCAGCCGAGAUUCAUGGACGCAUCAUGACAGUCCUCCAGCCACCUACAAAGGUACACUGGAAACAAGGAGGACCUGGCAUGGACCGCUGUGUCUAAAUGAAGUGGUUCCGCCAUGCAAUGUUCCUGGAAGGCGGUGAUCCUGCUGGCCUUGGCCUCCAUUGCCAUCCAGUACACAGCCAUCCGGACGCUCACCUCCAAGCCUUUCCAGCUGUGCCCGUUGCCCAGCCCCCAGAACUGUGGACUGGGGGGCCAGGAGACAGAACCUCCCUUUGAACGUGGCGGAGCGGCCGGCGCCGGUGGAGGCUGCGAUGACUACCCUUACUUUUCCAUCAACGCCACCCGUAAAACCCACAUCUUGGUCCUGGCCACCACCCGUAGCGGCUCGUCCUUUGUGGGCCAGCUGCUCAACCAGCACCAGGAGGUCUUCUACCUGUUUGAGCCGCUGUAUCACGUCCAGACCACUUUGAUUCCGCGCUUGUCCCACAGCCGUAACGCCGCGGACCGACGCGUGAUGCUGGGCGCCAGUCGAGACCUUCUGCGCAGCCUUUACGGUUGCGACCUCUAUUUCCUGGAGAGCUAUAUUAAGCCGACCCCGACCAACCACACGACAGAUAAACUGUUCCGUCGCGGUGCGAGUCGAGCGUUGUGCCAGCAACCUGUCUGUGAUGCCUUUGGUCCUGCUGAUGUCAAUGUGGAGGAAGGGGACUGCGUGAAAAAAUGUGCGACUCUAAAUAUGACCUUAGCGACAGAAGCGUGCCGAGAGAAGCGGCACGUGGCUAUCAAGAUUGUCCGUGUGCCAGAGAUCGGAGAUCUGCGCGCCCUGGUGGAAGACCCCCGGCUCAAUAUUAAAGUCAUUCAACUGGUCCGAGACCCACGCGGUAUCCUGUCAUCGCGGAUCGAGACGUUCAGGGAUACGUAUCGUCUGUGGCGGAUUUGGAGGGCCACGGGGCGACGGCCCUACAACCUAGACUUGAGUCAACUCACGGUCGUCUGCGAAGACUUUCUCAGUUCUGUUUCCACUGGUCUCAGUCAUCCCUACUGGCUCAAAGGGAAAUACAUGUUGGUUCGCUAUGAGGAUUUGGCAAGAAAUCCACUUCUGAAGACAAAGGAGAUCUAUGACUAUCUGGGGCUGCCCAUGGAUAAAAACGUGGAAGACUGGAUACACGCCAACACUCGGGGCAGCAACGAGCCCUCGGCAAAACACAAAUUUGGUACGGUGAGAGACUCGGCGGCCAACGCAGAGAGUUGGCGCUUAAAACUGUCGUAUGAGAUGGUGGAGUACACACAGACUGUGUGUCAAAAAGUCCUCCACCAACUGGGAUACAAGGCUGUGAAAUCAGUAGAGGAGCUGAAAAACAUGUCCCUCUCACUGGUACAGGACAAAACUUUUGUACCUUUUUUGUAACAAAGAUAGUUCUCUAAUGACUAUUUUGAUAUAUUUAUAAUUGUUGCCUUAUAAUUUCCUUUGUUUGUUAUGUUUGGUUUCUGUAAUUUUCUUUGUUUCAGAUUUGCACUAUGAAUUUUAUGAAUGCACCUAGGGAACUUAACGGAUGAUUCCCCAAUGUUACAGAACAGCACACUUUAAAUGAAGUAAUCAACGAGCUAGUUUA